This is a messenger RNA of Fopius arisanus, 1741 nucleotides long. It is a transcript of the gene Blop, whose product is annotated as Rhodopsin 5. Gene Ontology annotation, biological process: G protein-coupled receptor signaling pathway; cellular response to light stimulus; visual perception. Gene Ontology annotation, molecular function: G protein-coupled photoreceptor activity. The coding region runs from base 327 to 1478 and encodes 383 amino acids. The record is from RefSeq and is a predicted model, not a curated record. Gene Ontology annotation, cellular component: plasma membrane. The transcript has 9 exons. Lineage: Eukaryota; Metazoa; Arthropoda; Insecta; Hymenoptera; Braconidae.
GUUGCGGAACGUAUUCCCGAACCCAUCGCCCCGCGUCUCACUUCAAACAAUAAAGCUUGUGGUCGAUUGUCCCUCGUGUCUAAAUCAGAGCAACCUAUCGCAACUCCCUAUUUUACUUUCGUUUCUUUGCCAAAUUUACCUCGAAUUAUUAGCUGGUUCUGAUAUUGACCAUUGACGGAUAGCGGCCUUCUUUAUUCAUCAUUGAAUUCACUUACAGAUAAUAGCGUGGAGGAACCACGGAUCAGAAUUCCUUCAACAUUGGAAUCCCUGAAAGCAAUAGAACAUCAAGAAGAACAUAGACGUGAAGAAGAAAUAGGAGACCGAAGAUGUACUUCAACGAUAGCAACAUAAUCAGCCCAAUGCAGGCCUUUGUUGGUGGAGUCGGUGUAGGUGGAGUUGGACAAGUUCAACAAAUGCAGGACCGCUUGUUAGGCUGGAAUAUUCCACCAGAACAUUCUGAUCUCGUGCAUCCCUAUUGGCGUGGAUUUCUAGCUCCCGGAAAAUUCUGGCAUAUCGGUCUCUCUUUGAUCUAUUUCAUGUUGAUGUGCUUGUCAAUCGUGGGUAAUGGCUGUGUGGUAUGGAUAUUUAGCACGUCAAAAUCACUGAGAACACCUUCAAAUAUGUUCGUCAUAAAUUUGGCGAUCUUCGAUCUGAUAAUGAUGUUAGAUAUGCCAAUGUUCCUUAUAAAUAGUUAUCUAGAGCGUCCAAUGGGCUGGGAACUUGGUUGUGAUCUUUACGCAGCAUUCGGAAGUAUCUCCGGAAUUGGCUCUGCAAUCAAUAACGCGGCAAUUGCUUUUGAUCGCUAUAAGACAAUUUCUUGUCCAAUUGAUGGCCGUUUAAAUGGUAAGCAGGCAGCAGUAAUCAUCGCCUUAACCUGGUUCUGGACUAUGCCAUUCACCCUUUUACCCAUGUUCAGAAUAUGGGGACGAUUUGUACCAGAGGGUUUCUUGACAACCUGCAGUUUUGACUUCUUGACCGAGGAUCAGGACACAAGAGUUUUUGUUGGUAGCAUAUUCGUCUGGUCAUAUGCCAUUCCAAUGGCAUUGAUUGUUCUUUGCUAUUCACAAUUAAUUGGAUCUGUCCGUAAACAUGAGAAAAUGCUCCAUGAUCAGGCGAAAAAGAUGAAUGUUAAAUCCUUACAAUCCAACCAGGAUAAAGAAAGAAGCGUGGAAAUGAGAAUCGCCAAGGUUGCAUUCACAAUUUUCUUCUUGUUUGUUUGCUCGUGGACGCCUUACGGAAUUGUUGCAAUGACAGCAACUUUUGGAAAUCGGGACGCACUGACACCCUUCUCGACGAUGCUUCCGGCAUUAUUCGCCAAAACAGUAUCUUGCAUAGAUCCAUGGAUCUACGCUAUCAAUCAUCCAAGAUACCGACUGGAGUUGCAAAAACGAUGUAAGUGGAUGGGUAUUCACGAGCCAGAACCAACUCACGAUAAUACAUCCGCAGUAACUGAGAAAAUCACUACCGACGAAGCUUAAAAGGUCUGCCGAACUAGUGAAUUUGAAUGAACAUCUGAAGCUACAGUAAUCAUCAAAGAUACUCAAGGAGACUGCAUUAUCAACCACCACCAGUGCAGACUCUCUCGAGUGUCAAUUCUGUUGGAUUAAUUUUUCGGGGAAACUUGAGGCAUUCACAAAAUUCAUUUUCACCCAGAAAUUUCGCUUCAUGUAAAUGUGGACUGUUCCAUAGGAAAUGAGUAUGUAUAGCAACAAAUUAUCAAUAAAACAAUUGGAAGCAUUCA